This is a messenger RNA of Bufo bufo (common toad), 761 nucleotides long. Its product is annotated as antileukoproteinase-like. NCBI's taxonomy places the organism in Eukaryota, Metazoa, Chordata, Amphibia, Anura, Bufonidae. Gene Ontology annotation, molecular function: peptidase inhibitor activity. Gene Ontology annotation, biological process: innate immune response; antibacterial humoral response. The coding region runs from base 274 to 657 and encodes 127 amino acids. Gene Ontology annotation, cellular component: extracellular region. The transcript is spliced from 4 exons. The record is from RefSeq and is a predicted model, not a curated record.
UGAAACCAGGGCUGUGUCAUCUGUUCCAUGUCCAAUGUCUUGUAGAUUUAAAUAGAAAUGUUCUUCUGCCAACAAAGGAACAAAGGAGUUAUUGACAAUAAUUAUAAUCCAAUCAUAAUUAUAGUGGUGUCUUUACCUGAUUCUAUAAAUUGUGAAAUCCAGGAUUGUAAAAAAUCUACACCCUGCCCUGUAGCUUCUCCUCCCUUCCUUCUACAUCUCUAUAAAUGGGGAAUCCUUCACCUGGGUGGUUGAUAUCUCCAGUGCUCAGCAGAUAUGGCACCAGUGACCAGCGCUCUCAUUCUUCUCAUUCUGUUCUCUGCAGGAACCUUAGCAGACAACCAUGACAAACCACCAUCAGAGAAACCUGGAGAAUGUCCACCAGGUCCAUUGGCAAAAUGUAAAGAUCCACUUAUUGGAGAAUGCAAAUCGGACAGGGGCUGUGGUGGAAACCUAAAGUGCUGCAGGGAUAAGUGCACUCUAAAAUGCAUGAAGCCCUUCACAGUUGCAAAUAUACCUGGGAAGUGUCCAGUAUUUAUGUCACUUCUCCCUUGUAAGACUCCUUACACUGAAAUAAAGUGCAGUGGAGACCACCAUUGUCUCGGGAAUCAGAAGUGCUGUGAUUACAUGUGCCAGUGGCAAUGCAUGACUCCUAAAUGAAGCAAGAUACUGACCAUCGUCCGUGGACCAUGACAAGGAUCUGCAGCCAGCUCAUUGUUUACAGCUUUGAUUAUUCUGCAUGUAAUAAAAAAUCAUCUCCCCCA